Molecule: messenger RNA, 1367 nt
Organism: Cuscuta europaea
Lineage: Eukaryota; Viridiplantae; Streptophyta; Magnoliopsida; Solanales; Convolvulaceae
Source: the annotation of a GenBank genome assembly
ACGACUUACCAAAAAAACCAAACAUUAUCAAAAUCUACGAAAUUAGCCUAGCUAUUGCCUCCCACUACACUGAGAUACUGGAAAUUUCCAUUUCUUUUUCACCCUUCCUCCUACUGGAAAUUUCCAGUCACCGGAGAGCAGUUCAAUUCCACUACACUAGUACAACCCACUUUGGAAAAGUAGAAGAUAGUAGUGUGAACACCUUGCCUAUCAUAUUUCUUACGCGUGAUUUGGAACAUGCUACUCUAUAAAAACAUGCUUUGUACAUCCUCAGUCCGAGAUAUAAAAGAAAAAAGGGGCGACAGAGAUUCAAUCCAUGGCAGCCAAUUCAGGGUUCAGUCCGUCCAUUGAUGAAGAAAGGUGGGUGAGCCUAGGUAGCAGAGCCUUACAGUCAGAACUCAUCUUAGAAAUCGAUGGCUUUUCUCCAACAAUCUUUCAAGUCCCCAAGUCCGUCAGCGAAACCAAGCCAGAAGCCUACACCCCUCUGCUACUCGGCAUGGGACCGUACCAUCAUCUCCGGCCCGACCUCCACGCCGCAAACCUCCAGAAGCUCGUCGCCCUCAACAAAUUUCUUGGAAAAAACCCAUCCAAUAACUUCUCCAAACACAUCCUCAAAAAGAUGAGGGGUUUGGAGCUGCUGGUUCGGGCCAGCUACGACCAGUACGUGGAUCUGGAUUGCUCCACCCUAGACUACAUCCUCGCCGUUGAUUCUUUCUAUCUGCUCGUUAUUUUGGGUAUGUACGGGGAGGAAACUCCAACUCUCGAACCCGGUUGCCAAGAGCUUGCCAAGGAUAUCUUGAAGUUGGAGAAUCAAAUCCCUGCAUGUGUGGUAGAAGAGAUGGGGAAUCAGCUCGGGAGUAGAAGCAGAAGUUGGAGUGUUUGUGUGAAAGUGCAGAAGUACUUUUGAUGGUCUAAUUUACUGCUAGAAUCAGUGUUUUUAGAAGUUGGGAGAGAUCAGCUUCUGAAAACUGAUUCUGUUUCUACUUUAAAAAAGAAGUAGAAGCAGAAUCAGUUCCAAACACCCUCGUAGUAAUGGACAUUUAGAGCUUGUUUGGUAAAAUUGAAAUCGCUGAAUCGAUCGAUUCUGCUGAAAUUUAUUAAAUUCUGGCUGAAGUGGCUGAAGUGCCUGAUUAUGUUGAUUUAUGAAAAAAUAAUAUUUAAAAUAUAUUUUAUUAAAAGAGUAAAGAAAAAAUUAUAUGAAAAAUAGCUAAAAUGGUCAUCUACAGUAACUUCAGCCAAUACAGCCAGAAAAGAAACUUCAAUUUUACUUUUUCUUAUUAUUACACAAUUCAACGUGUCAAAUCAAAAGUUGUAUGUUUGUUAAAAAGUUGGUUGAUAAGCCUAACAAGCCGAAAAACAGAGUUACC